GGAUGGCUGUGAAGAGGUCGCCGUAUCUCGUGCGGGGCUUUGUGUGUUUCUCCCUUACUAUCUGCGUUGUGAUGAUCUUUAUCGGCAUUAACAUACUGAGCCUCAAUGACUAUGAUAUGCUGGUGAUGGAUGAACAUCCGUACAAGGGUGUCCAUGAUGAGAAUCGAGCCAAUGAGGCCAUACAAGAGGACAUUAAGGUGCCAGUCAUCAUCUGGUGGACGCCAUUCACAGGAGAAAAGGGGAGAGUCAAACGCUGUGGGGAUUUGGACUGCUUCUUUACUGUAGAUCGCCACUAUCGGCAUCACCCUAAAACCAAGGCUUUUCUAUUUUAUGGGACUGAUUUCAAUGGACUUGAUCUACCAUUGCCAAGAAAAGUUGGGGAAGAAUGGGCACUGUUACACGAGGAAUCUCCAAAGAACUUGUAUCUGUUGUCUCACAAGGAAGUCAUCACACUGUUCAACCACACAGCCACGUUUAGGCGGGAGUCUGACCUGCCAAUAACAACGCAGUAUCUGCCCAGUAUUGAGUGGCUGGAGGACAAGAGCUACUUGGUGCCAACCAGUCAAAAGACAGAGUACCAAAGGACGGAGGGACUUGCGCCAUUUAUUUACACCCACAGUGACUGCGAUCCUCCAUCUGACAGAGACACCUUUGUGAAGAUGCUGAUGAAACACAUGAAAGUUGACUCCUACGGAAAGUGUAUACACAACAGGGACUUGCCAGAAUUUUUGCAAGAUCCCCUUGAAGGAAUGGAACAUCAUGAAUUCUACAAACUGCAAGCCAAGUAUAAGUUUUCCCUCUCCUUUGAAAAUGGCAUCUGCAAUGACUAUAUCACAGAGAAGGUUUGGAGGCCGUUGAUGGUAGGGUCUGUACCUAUCAUAAUGGGAUCGCCCACGGCUCAGGACUUCCUUCCGGACAAGCACUCAGCCAUAUUUCUUCAGGACUUUGACACGUUGGAUGAGUUUGUAAAGUUCAUGAAGCGCCUGAAUGAGGAUAAUGAUGAGUAUGAGAAGUACUUACAGUGGAAGAAGACAGGUGUAACCAACAAGUACCUGCUGGAUGUGAUGAAGAAGAGAGAGUGGGGCAUCAAUAACGAUUUCAGCAAACCCAACUUCAUUGACUGCCUCGAGUGCCUGGUCUGCAAGCGCAUACAUGAGAAUGAGGCCCUGAAGACUGCUGGGAAACCCCAGAAAGUCCACCAAGCUGACCAAUCCCAUUACGGGUGUCCACGACCCAAGCUGUAUGAUUCCUCAGGCAGACAGGUGUUUGACGAAGCAUGGGGGUCAUUCUGGGACUCUGCGGGUCAGCUGGGGAAAGCCUUAGGGUACUUUGUGAAGAAUAAUAUAACCUUUGACAAAGAAAAACUCUAUGACAAGGCGUAUUCCUUGAAAGGGUAUAAAGACGCCAGAGAUCUGGUUUGAUCCUAGGAAAUCAUAUGGUCGACAUUUAGAUUGUUUUCUCUACUGUGUUCAUUGUUAAAAAAGAUUAAUAUUUUUAUCACAUGCUCAAGUCUAAAUGUAUAUUUUUAUACACAAUUUUUCUGUGUUGGUUUUGUGCUUGUUAUGAUUUUUGAUACAUGCUAUUUUCAUUUCUUGUAAACACAUCUACAUUUGCAUGUAUGUAUUAAGGUGAAUUUGUGUGUAUAAAUGUGAUAUGCCCAGGGCCCUGUUACAUAAAGCAAUCAUAUGAUAAGUUGAUUGUAAUUGUUAUGGCAAACAUGUUGUCUUGAUACUUACAAUCAAAAUGCACGUAUUUAUUUGAUUUAUUUUAUACAUGGCAUUUCGUUUUGUGGGCAUGAUGAGUGGAGGAAAUGCCUACAUUUGGCAUGUUACUGCCAAACUGCUCUAUGUGCACAUCAUGUUAGUGGAAGAUGAGUACUAGACUAUGCAAAGAGUGAGAGCAUGUAGAUUAUGCAAAUGCAAUCCUGGAAAACUUACAUGUAGCCAAUGAUUGAAUUGUGGAACAGAGCCCUGAAGCUUACAGUACAUCUAGACAUUCCUAGUUUCUUCUUUCUUUCACAUACAUGUAGUGUUUUUAAGGUGACUCAUUUUAGAAUAUGUUCUAAAAUUCAAAAUGACAAAAUCAAAAUGUUUUAAAGUUUUUAAUUUUAAUUUUGAAUGUGUGAAUGUUUUUAUUAGGUACUUGUACAUGUAACAUUGCAAUACACUAGGCCUACUCUGCAAAGUAAUACUUGAUUUAAUAAUUAAGUGCUAAUUCUCUGAUUUUUUAUGCAAAGAUUUGAAAUUUACAAAUAUCAGUACUAGACUUUCAAGUGUCUUAUGUGCUACAUUUAUACCCCAGAUUGUGCAGUGUUAUAAGAAAUAUUAUCUAUUGUUUUUAUUUCCCAGUUGUACAGCUUUGUAAGAUUUUGUAUGGACAUGUUUGUGGUUGUGACAUUUAACAAGUCAUGUAUUGACUGGACACAAAUUGCAAUGAUAUUAAAGGUGCCAGAAAUCCUCAGUGUUGUCAUGGCAGCUACUGCCUCAAAGUUAGUGCUGCACAUACAUGUAUGUAAUUAUAGAACUUCAGUGGCAUUAUUGUUAUGUUCGUGUGUAUUGUCUGUAUUUUGAUGGUUUGUAUUUGAUACGCGAGUCAUGCAUAAUCUGAUAAUAGGGGAGUUUCGAGUUGGAACUCUUUUGUCAUCAAAGGUAAAAACAGCCCUACUAUGUCAUGUGAAUGGUGAAAAAUGUUAGGCAACCUUUGUUGACAUUAACUUACUGAUCAUCUGUCUCACCCAUUUCCAGAGGCAGGAAUAAUACCUCUUUCCCUUAUUAACAUUUAAAGGUCACAGACAUGCAGGUGCUCAAUCGUUCUAUCAUUCUUCCAGUCAAAUUUAUUUUGUAUGAUUUGUAUGAUACUUUUUUCAGAAGCCCAUGUUAUAGUGAAUGUGAUCAAAAAUAGUUGCCUAACAUUUUUGACAGGUCACACGAUGCAGUUGCACUUUUCGACCUUCAACGAUUACAGAGUUUGAACAGAAAACUCCCGUAUUGGUUUCAGUUAUGACAUUUUUUGCAAAUACUGCAGAAUGUUUGUCAUGUAGCAUGGAAUUCAUUCUUGACUUCCUUAUUGUUUAGAAGGAUAUGGUUGGGCUCUAUUAUUGCUGUUCCUUCAGAUGUAGCAUCUUCUGUGUCUUGUAGUUUGGAUUGUUGUGUGUCAGAUUGUAAAUAUUGAUAUUUAUCUCAAAUAAUGUUUGUAAGGUAUACCUGUACAGUGAUGUUGAUGUUAUAAGAUAUAUUAUUAACUUUCCUCAAACAGAAACUAUGUGAUAAAAGAACUCAUGGGUAAUGUACAUUUAUUUUACAAGAAAACUGACAUUAGGACAUAAUGCACCAAAAAACAUUAUGCCAUUAUUUUGAUGUUUGUAAACUUAAACUGUAAUCUGCUACAUUGAAACAAUUGUAUUUCAGAGUGAGUUUUUAAUGCAGGUCAGUUUGCAGGAAAUGCUCUACAGCUACAAUUUCAGUCACAUCUUUCGCUACACAGGCCUGGUGGUUGAUUAUCUAUGGUAAGACAUUCAGGGUUUUGAAAGCUGUUCAAUUGAAAUGUGACGGAAUAAAUUAAACUGGGAUUAUUUUCCAACACUCUAAUUUAAGCCAUUCUCAUCUAGCUUGGUGCCAUGGUUGGUAGGUAGAUAGAGUAAUGAGUUGUCACCCUAUUUUGUGAGUUCAACAUUUACUUGCUAAGGUUUUGACUAGCAUUGAUCUAAUUCUAUUUUGGAAAUUAUAUUAAUUUACUGAACAUGUUACUGAUAGCUUCCAAAUCUUUAAUUGUUAAAACUAAGGAAGCACAUCUUAAGUUACCCAAUUAAACUUAAGUAUGGGCGCCAGAAAAUAAGAGGGACUUUUUGUUGGUGGAAAAGGAUAACAUAAUUUUAUCUCUGUUAUAGGCCCAUCAUCUUGUUGUGUUGUGGAUGAUAAGUCAGUUUCCACAGGCAUUAAAAUGUUACAAACUUCUACAUUUAAUAACACCGGUAAUACAAGUAUUUUUGUUGCAUAGUUUAGCUCUGUGUUUAAAAUUGGUUAACAAAUUUCUUGCCUUGUUUUUGUGCAAUGUAUAUGACUUGUGUUAUGUUAAGUCAUAUUUUUGGAUGUAAUGCAGAUAAUAUGGGUGUAGUGUUUUCCAAUCCUAAUGUGCAGUACUUGCAGGCAACAGUGUGCCAGUCAGUAUUCGGUUUGAGGUGCUUGUGUUUCUAUGCAAACAGUAGGCCUACAAUAUUGUAGACACUUUUGUACAGGAGUUUUCAUUGAGACUUGUGUCAGGUAAUGUUGAUAUUAAUGUUGACAUGUAUAGAUUUAUUCUCAUGUUCUGUACAGGCCUUUCAUGUUGUCUUGCCCAGAUCGUUAUGGCAAUUGCUCACAAAGUUCUUGACCUGUAAGAUCGCAUGUUCAAAUCUGACACUGCUUUGUGUCUGGCUCUUAGUUAAAUUGAAGUUUCCUCCACACAUACACGUAAACCUGACUACUGCCGUUUAACUGAGAAAAGGCAGGAGUAUAGCAUUAAAUCCAAGUACUCAUGCCAAUUCAAUAACUAAAUUUCAUGUUCUCGACACUCAACCCACUGAUACACAGUAGGCUAUAACAAGGAAAAAUGUGGCAAACAAAAUCAACUAAACCUGGACAGAUUGUCAGAAAAUUAAGUCAUAAAGCAUAGCAAAUAAAAAUCAGUUCUAUUCAUACUCCAAAGUCUCCUGACUGUAGUCGUGACCAGCUCAAGUUUAUGUUCACAAUGUUGGUUUGUGCAAUUUUAUUUUGAGAUGGACUGUACACGUAAUGAUCAGAGGAGCAUAUUGGGAGUCACUGCAGGUGAUGUCCUGCAUGCACCAAACGUGUUGUGUGAUAUACGCAAGAUAGACUACUAUAGAAAUAAAACAAGGAAAUAUUUAUUACAUUUACAGUAUGCUAAUACUUGAUGGACUAUAUUUGGCUCUGGGUUGGCAAUGUACAUGUAUAUUUCAACUGUUUGUUAUGAUUUGUAUUUUGAUUUUACAAAAAUUUGACGGGAUUUUUUCUCCAUAAUAAAGAACUGUAUUUGUUGUGUGAGUGUAGGCUUGCGUACUGUUUCCAGCCUGGCACACCUGCAGGAACAACUGUUGGAUAAACACCUGCAUCUAGUCCAUAUCCACUGUUUUCUUCCAGUUUCGAGAUGUGCUGAUUGGAUUUGAUUGGUGUUUUACGCCAUUCUCGAGAAUAUUUCAC
Liolophura sinensis is the source of this 5195-nucleotide messenger RNA. RefSeq names its product alpha-(1,3)-fucosyltransferase 10-like. Gene Ontology annotation, molecular function: alpha-(1->3)-fucosyltransferase activity. Gene Ontology annotation, cellular component: membrane. NCBI's taxonomy places the organism in Eukaryota, Metazoa, Mollusca, Polyplacophora, Chitonida, Chitonidae. The transcript is spliced from 6 exons. Bases 3 to 1421 code for a protein of 472 amino acids. The record is from RefSeq and is a predicted model, not a curated record.